Aspergillus versicolor CBS 583.65 is the source of this 1458-nucleotide messenger RNA. RefSeq lists its product as uncharacterized. The transcript has 5 exons. The coding region runs from base 1 to 1458 and encodes 485 amino acids. The record is from RefSeq and is a predicted model, not a curated record. Gene Ontology annotation, molecular function: transmembrane transporter activity. Gene Ontology annotation, biological process: transmembrane transport. Lineage: Eukaryota; Fungi; Ascomycota; Eurotiomycetes; Eurotiales; Aspergillaceae. Gene Ontology annotation, cellular component: membrane.
AUGGAGCGUGUCUCUACCGACGGACAUGACCUGGACGAGAAGCAUCUCGCGGCGGAUGUAGUUGAAGCACAGCGUAUCGUCUCACAAUGGGUUGAGAAUACCACCGAGGAAAAGAAACUUGUUCGCAAGCUUGACUGGCGCAUCCUGCCGUGCUGCUGGGUCUUGUAUCUACUGGGGUAUCUUGACAGGGCUAAUAUUGGAAACGCCAAAACCGGCGGCCUGGAGGAUGAAUUUGGACUUUCCUCGUCGCAGUAUUCUAUCAUCGUGCUUGUCUUCUUUGUCUCGUAUCUCGUCUUCGAGGUCCCGGCGAACAUGAUCUUGACGCGUGUACGACCGAGUGUAUUUCUUCCUGGACUGGCUCUUGUCUGGGGAACCUUUGCUGCGCUUAUGGGCGCGACGCAUAACUGGAGCCAGUUAGCUGGAAUGCGCUUCUUGCUUGGGUUUGCUGAGGCUGGCUUUGCACCCGGAUGUGCGUUCUUCCUAUCGUCAUGGUAUAGACGGUAUGAGCUGGCGACGAGAUAUGCACUUCUGUAUACAUCUGUCCCUCUAGCUGGGGCGAUAUCUGGUCUCCUAGCCGGUGUCAUAACCGAGCAUAUGAAUGGUGUCUCGGGACUACCAGGCUGGAGAUGGCUAUUUAUCCUCGAAGGUCUCGGCUCCAUCGUGGCCGCAAUAAUCAUUUACUUCCUCAUGCCAGACUACCCUUCAACCAGCAAGCGCUUCUUAAACGAAGAGGAGAGACUCCUGGCCUGCAACAGACUCGCCGUCGACGGAAUCGCCCUAACCCAAGGCACCGGCGCAGAGCACAUCCCGCACUGGGAAGCAUUCAAAAUGACCUGCCGCGACUGGAGGGUGUGGGCGCAGUGUUUCCUCUUUGUGCUUGUAACCGGUUCCCAGACGAUGCAGUACUUCAUUCCCACCCUUGUUGAGAGCUUCGGUUGGACAGGACCCGAUGGACAAUACCAUACAAUCCCAGCAUAUAUGGCCGCACUAGUCUACGUCGUCGCCUGCUGCUACCUCGCAGACAGAUACAAAGCCAAAUGGCAAUUCAUCUGCGGUCUGUCCGGCGUAGGCUGCAUCCUCUUCAUCGCCGUGGCCACAACAGCCGACAGAACGGCGCAGUACGUGCUGACCAUCUUCGCCUUCGGCACAAUCUACGGCUGCUCGCCGCUCGUGAAGACGUGGGUGUCCGAUGUGAUCCCGCAGCCGGCAGCGAAGCGGGCAGUUGCCAUUGCCCUGAUAAAUGCGAUUGGCAAUGCGAGCUCGAUUUAUUCGUCGUGGCUGUGGCCGGAUAAGGAUGCGCCGAGGUAUAUUGCGGGCUUUGCGACGACGACGAGUUGGUUGGGUGUGCUUUGUAUCUGUGCGGCGCUUUUUGCGUAUUUCUUUCAUAGGUGGCCUGUUGUUAGGGCUGACCAUGCGGUUGUUAUGGCGGGGGAGUUGAGGGGUAGGAGUAAAGUCUAG